CUCGCGGUGAUAGGACGCGUACGUCGCUCCUGAUUUUCAUGAAAACGUGCGGCCCGGGAGUGUUUUUUUUCUACCGGUAUCUUAAUGAAAAAUUGAUGAAUAGGAGCCUUUAACGAUCUUUUUUCCGUAACGGUGUAGUGACUCGAAUGAAAUAUUUGUAGAACUGUGAAAGGGUGGCGAUGUUACGGGAUGCUGUCGCUUUGAUGCAGCGAGAACGAAUGAAAUGAUUAUCAAUUGUAGAUAAUGAUUGACACCUAAUACACAUCUACAAUGUUGUGGAACACGUUGUUGUUGUUGCUGCCGCUAUUAGCGGUUGCGGCGGCUGCGGAGGACGGAUGCAAUCCUGAUAAGAUGACAGUCUACCGCAUGGUCCUGCACACUUACUGGACGAGAGAGAAGUUCCCGAAGCACUACCCGGACUGGAGACCUCCGGCGCAGUGGUCGCGGAUUUAUGGUGUAUCACACAAUCGUCAGUAUGUAUUAUUCCGUUUGGGUCGUCGUGUGUCGCCGCCAGUUCGUCAGUUUGCGGAGUCGGGUCACUCAGAAGCACUCAGCUCGGGCCCUGGGACUAUGGAUGUGUUCACUGCGCCUGCAAUAACACAAGGCGCUGGUCGCACAGAGGCAGAGUUUUUCGUCGAUGGAAAUCAUUCUAGGGUGUCAGUGAUGACAAAAAUGAUUCCGUCUCCAGACUGGUUCAUAGGUGUGGACAGCUUUGAUCUGUGCGUUGACGGCAACUGGCUUGAUAGCAUCACUAUUGAAGUGGACCCAGUGGACGCGGGCACGGACAAUGGCUUCACAUUCACCGCCCCCAACUGGCCGACCGCGCCGCAGGGGGUCGCCUACCGCAUCACAUCAAAGUACCCCUCCCACCCCGCAGGCUCUUUCUUCUACCCUCAUUUGAGAAGACUGCCCCCUAUCGCUACCUUUCAAUUCAUUAAACUUCGAGAAUACGAACUCUCAGAAGUGUUUCACCGAGAGAAUGACGACCGAAAAUACGAUGUUCUACAAUUAGAUAAACACAAUCACAACAACAUUGAUGUGUUAGACGGAAAUAGGGCGCUUUCCAUCGCUGAAGAAGUGGAGAGAGCUGAACAAGCGCCCAGGAUAUAUUCUGAAGGCUCAAUGACGACAGUCGACAGCGCUUAUUCGUUUUAUUCUAUUACGAAUACAACAGUGAGCACAACUGAAGAGCCGCGAUCAGCCAAUGAACUGCCAACAUCGGGUCCGACGGCCAGCGAGCGUUCCGCGCUGCGCAGUCUAGCACGCCGAUACCGCGCGCGCCGACGACGCAAGCUGCGUGCUGACAACACGGAUCCUGCUGAGAGGAGGAAGCGGAAAAGAGCUAGGCUUCUAGACUGCCGUGUAUCAGACUGGGGCGAAUGGAGUCCAUGCCGCAGUGAAGGCGGAUGCGUUGGAUCUGCGCUGCGGACGAGGCGCAUCAUCCGGAGGCAGCGACCGGGCGGUGCGCCUUGCCCGCCAACCGCGCAGUCCCGUUGGUGCGCUACCAACUGCACGGCCCAUGAAGACUGGCACAACAACCUCACAUGAACCUAAAACCCCGACAAUUUCUUUAAAUCCUUCUUCUCGUAUCUUCAUCUCUUUUUUAAAACCAGCAGGAAUUUUACUAUGAAAAGUUUUCCACUAAAGUUCUUUGGAAUGAAUUAAAAAAUCGUUUUAGUAAAAUUUCUUCUCGACCCGCUCUUUUUAAAAAGUUUC
This is a messenger RNA of Papilio machaon (common yellow swallowtail), 1716 nucleotides long. It is a transcript of the gene mspo, whose product is annotated as spondin-2. NCBI's taxonomy places the organism in Eukaryota, Metazoa, Arthropoda, Insecta, Lepidoptera, Papilionidae. The record is from RefSeq and is a predicted model, not a curated record. The transcript is spliced from 8 exons. Gene Ontology annotation, cellular component: extracellular matrix. Gene Ontology annotation, biological process: cell adhesion. Bases 271 to 1548 code for a protein of 425 amino acids.